AUUUAGAAAGCGAUAUGGAGAAUACUCAGAGAGUAAAUCAUACUUCUUCUUCGUCUUCUUUUACUUGUGUUAUGUCUCUUGAUCAGCAAGGAGUAUCUUCCAUACCUGAGCGUUACGUUUUUCCAGCUUCACAGAGACCAAACCCUAAUGUUCAGAUCUCCACCACCAUUCCCAUUAUAGACUUGUCUUCUUUACAUGAUCCUUCUCUUAGGUCUCAAACCAUCCGCAAGAUAGCUUCCUGCAGCAAAGAACUUGGUGUCUUUCUGGUUAUUAAUCAUGGGAUUGAUCAAUAUGUAAUGGACGAUGCAAAGGAAACUGCGAGACAGUUCUUCAACUUGCCGAGUGAAGAAAAGAUGAAGUUAUAUUCUGAUGAUGUGAACAAACCUGUGAGGUAUGAUACAAGCUUUAACCAUGUUAAGGAUGAAGUUUACUGCUGGAGAGACUUCAUCAAACACUAUUCACAUCCUCUCUCUGAUUGGAUCCAUUUGUGGCCUUCUAAUCCACCAACUUACAGGGAAAAAAUGGGAAACUAUGCACAGGAAACGCAAGUUCUACAAAAACAAUUAGCUGAAUUAAUUUUUGAAAGCCUAGGGCUAAACCCUAAUUACUUAGAAGAAGAAAUCAAAGAAGGCUCCCAAGUCCUAGCAGUAAACUGCUACCCAGCUUGCCCAGAACCCGGACUCACUUUAGGGAUCCUGCCUCAUUCGGAUUUUGGGCUGAUCACGAUCUUGCUCCAAACCCGACCCGGGCUUGAAAUCAAGGACAAGGACAACAAUUGGGCUAGGGUUCCAUAUGUUGAAGGGUCUUUAGUGGUGCAACUGGGAGAUCAAAUGGAAAUACUAAGCAAUGGACUUUGCAAAAGUGUGAUUCACAGAGCAACAGUGAAUUGUGAAGCGAAGAGAUUGUCCAUAGCAAGUCUUCACAGCUUGGGAAUAGACACAAAGGUGGGUCCAGCCCCAAAACUUGUGGAUGAUCAACGAACAAAAUCCUACAAAGACUUCAGCUUCAGGGAAUAUCUCAACUUUCUAUCCUCUAAUGACAUUUCAAAGGGAAGGUUCAUAGACACUCUCAAAGUGAAGCCUUAG
Neltuma alba is the source of this 1085-nucleotide messenger RNA. RefSeq names its product flavanone 3-dioxygenase 3-like. Bases 15 to 1085 code for a protein of 356 amino acids. The record is from RefSeq and is a predicted model, not a curated record. The transcript is spliced from 3 exons. NCBI's taxonomy places the organism in Eukaryota, Viridiplantae, Streptophyta, Magnoliopsida, Fabales, Fabaceae.